Messenger RNA from Cyanistes caeruleus (blue tit), 6754 nucleotides. The record is from RefSeq and is a predicted model, not a curated record. Lineage: Eukaryota; Metazoa; Chordata; Aves; Passeriformes; Paridae.
UAUGUCGAGACUUUGCUAUUCUGGAAGAUCAUACCUUGGCCCAUAAUUUACAGGAACAAGAGAUUGAGCAUCACUUGGCCACAAAUGUUCAGCGUAAUCGUCUGGUGCAACAUGACUUGCAGAUGGCCAAGCAACUGCAAGAAGAGGAGGAUAAGAAAGCCCGUGCUCAAAUCCAGAAACACCAAAAAGACUUGGAACGACAGGACUGCGAGAUUGCUCAGGAAAUCCAAGUGAAGCUUGCGUUUGAAGCAGAGGAACGCCGCAGGCAAGAGGAAAAAGACGAGGAUAUUGCCCGUCUCCUACAACAGAAAGAACUGCAGGAAGAAAAAAAGCGCAAGAAGCACUACCCAGAGUCCCAGGGACACACAGGCUAUGAAGAGAGUUACUAUGCAGAAAAUGGAGGCACCAACUUGAGGGGGAUGAAACAAGGCAUGUACGAUGGACGCCGAAUGGAACAGGAAUUGUCUGAUGCAGAGAUUGCUCGCAAGCUGCAGGAGGAAGAGCUCCUGGCUAAUGAAGCAGAUCAGAAGGCAGCUCAGGUAGCCCAAGAUGAGGAAAUUGCUCGACUCUUGAUGGCUGAGGAGAAAAAAGCUUUAAGAAAAGAGAAAGAGAGAGAAAAGUCUUCCUUUGAAAAGAGGAGGCAUGACCAAGAUUGGAAGCCUGAUGCAGGUGACUCCACACGGUCAAGGUCAAGAGAAGGGCCUGAAACUCAGCGACACAGAAGUGACAGGCCUUCAAGGUCACAGCCUCUCCUGGAUGACUUGGAACACUCUCGGUAUUACACGAGCCAGCCCAGCCCCUUGCGCCAGAUCCCCAAACCUGAGCAUUCUCCUAAAGGUUCCCGUAGGAAGCAGUAAACUGUGCUAGCCUUUGCUUUGGUACUGACUCUUCUGUAGCAAACAUUACUGGAACUGCCAGGCAACUUUCUCCAUUUCUGACCUGAUGGAAAGCCCAUCCUCCGCUCCCAGCAUCAUCUCUUUAAGUGUCAUCAUCUUAAGGAAAAUUGUUUGUUUCAAUUUCUUACUCAUCUGUGAUGACUUGAGCAAUGCAGUAUAAUCUAGCUGCCACUGGGCUGUGCAAAUCAACCAGCUGGCUCAGCAGCUCUCUCAUACAUUCUUUUGAGGGUUUCUUUUUAUUUUUAAGUUUGGCUGGAGCUUUGACAAAUGGAACAAAUUGAGAUGCAUGUACAAUCGAGGAAAAUGGAAGAAAUGAGUUGGGUUAUGGCAAUGCAGCAGAACAUCAGAAGUACAAGUCCUUUCUGUAUUAGGGUAACUUAGCAAGGACAGCUGUAAGAGGAAUUGUGUUUCUUCCUGUGUUGGAUAGCUGAGCGAGCCAACCUGACAGUCAUAUGAGCUUGCAGGAAGGAGAGGGCAUUGUCAAACAUAUACCAGCAAAAGCCAAACCCUGAGACUGGUGAGGCAGGAAUUGCCUAUGAAACAGAAUUUUUUAACUGCUGUAUUUCUUUCUAGGGUUUCCAACAACCUGAGUAGAACGUGUAUAGGCAUUUAGCUCCAGGAUAUAGGAUAGAAUAGUUAAAAGGAAAGACAAUUUCAACUGAAAUUAGACCUUGUGUGCAUGACUUUUAAGAGUUGCCAAGGAGUUCAAGAAGCUGUGAGUUGUGGUUUGGAAAGACUCAUACAAACAGAUCUAUGUGUCUGAAGGGAUCUUUGUGGUUACCUGCUUUGAGAUUCAGUGUGGUAGAAGCCAAGGAAUUUCACUGAAGCCAAGUAGGAUCUCCCAGCUCAGUUUUUGAUGCAUAGAGUAACUUGUUUCUGAACUUGGAUAUGUCUUGUAAACAUGGGGCUGAUGGAGGAUGGGCCGUAUGGGCAUUGAGCAUCGAAUUUAGAAUCUACAGUUACAGGCAACCUGAACCAGACACAGAGGGCUGAACAGUCCCAUGAUGUCUGGGCUGACUGCUUUUCCUCUCCACUGCUCUGUCCAGCACCCCAGGCUAGCUCCUGUCAGGAAUAAAAAAAAAUCACUGCUCUCUAAGGCACAGUAGGGUCUGCAGGUUUAUUGUCUAUGUAGCCUUUUCCCUUGGCCUCCCCUCAUUUCAAUGCUUUUGUCUUUAUAAUAUUUUUUGCCAUUAUUUUCAGGUGUAUUUUUGAACUACAAAGCUGAAUAUCUGGACACUGUCUUGGAGUCUGUUCAGCCAGGGCAAGCUGGUUAUUCAUGGGCUAGCCCAGUUCAUGGCAGAGAGCUUGGCUGCCUUGCCCCUGCAGCCUGACUUUAGUGCCAACACUGAGUCUGUCUCACCACUCUGUUGUUUCCAGCAGCUGCAGUUCUGCCUCAGGCUCUGCAGAGGAGGGGAGACACCUGUGCCCAGGGCAUGGACUUGUUUUCCUCAUCACUGAUCUGCCUGGGAAAGGGGCCUUCCUCUAGGAAGCAGGAAGAGAGCGUGGCUGUCUGCUGUUCCUCUUGUGCACAGCUCAAGCCCCAAGGCAGCUGUAGGGCUUUAACCUUGGCUAUUGUCCUUGGUCAGAAUAGUUUCUGGGCCAAAUCACUGUGAAAACAGUGCAGCUCCUUUUUUACAUAAGUUGCAGGGGCAGGUUUAAUACCACACCAUAAGCCCAUGUCUUGCCUUGACCAACAGCUCAAGAGACUUCCAUCUCCUUCCCCCACUGGCCCAUUGGCAGAAGUUCAGUACCUGUGAAGAACCACAUAGCCCCAACAGAUCUCUGUUCCAGGGAUACCCCAACCAAAAACUUUGCCAUAUAGGACUUUGUGUAUGGGCAGAAUCCUGCUACCUGCAUACCCUUGCUUCCAGACUGUGGCUUACAUGCCUGCAUGGGCUCCAAAGUGACUUUUAACGUCUUCCUUGCUGCUGCUUCUCAGGAAAUAUCCCAGUCAGCAGCUAGAUUUUACUGUCCUUACUUUGUUCCCUCUUCUCAUUCUGUCUCUCUCCAUUCAGAAGUGUUCAUAUUGGUUAAAAAGACAAAAAAACCCCAACAAAAUAGAUGCUAUUUUUUUCUUUCUUAUUUGAUAACUUGGCCCAGUGUGGCAGCUUCAUCUACCAAGGUUUUAUUUUGUAAGGAUUUAUUUUUGUAUUUCAUGUAACAGUCAACAUUUCUACUGCUGAAAAUGCCUUUUUUUUUUUUUUUCCUGUGGGCUUUUCCCUUCCAUUGCCAUCAGAGUAAUUAUUAUUGUGAAAUGGAUGCCUGGUGGGUUUGUAAGAAUUAAUACUUCCUACAAACACCCUAGUCCAGGCACUGCUGCUUGUACCACCUGGUGCACUUGUGAAAAGUGGAUGGAGAAAAGUCCUGCCAAAUCAGAAAGAGGCUGAGCUUUGUACUGGCUGUGUUGGCAGAAAGCUGGUGACUCUCUGCUAAAGGCAAGGGGAGAUCACCAACUAGGAAUUCAGCCCUCCAUGGGCCUCUCUGUCUGGCUGUGAUGGACUUUCUUGCACUGCAGUUGGCUGGUGUCACUUUUGUCUUAACCUAGUCAGAAAAGUCAUGAAGACCCUGAGCCCUCUCACAUUUGAAUAACACAUUAAUUCAGGAGGCACGCUUGGGAGCAUCCAAGUUGUUGGUGUCAAUGGUAGUGAGUAGAAAUGUGAAGGAAAACUGUGGUAGAUUCAGUUUGGAAGCUGGGUAGAGUCUGAAGAACACCUCAGUGCCUCCCUAUGGAGCUGUAGGAUCUCCUUAGUGGCCAGUCAAGCUCUCCACUCAAGACAUCAAGAGACAAGAGCCCAAGAGAAGGGUCCCAGGAGCAGUUGCUGCUUUCUUGGGUGCCUUUGAGGGAUGCUGAAUGCUUUAUGGGCUGGUUUGCUCUGUAUCCUCCCUUAGUCCUUGUCCUUUUUUCUUUCUCCCUAUCUUUAUUCACUUGCUGUCCCUUGUGUUUCUCCUGUUUUAUUACUCCAUAGUCCUUGUGAAAUGGGGGUUCCCAAGGUUUUGCUAGAAGAGAGAGAGGAAUGCUAGGAAUGGCAGCUGAGGAAAGCAGGUAGUAAAUGGGAUAAGAACAGAGCAAUUGUUCAUCUUCUACAUGUUUGGGUCCUCAUGCAGCUGUACAGAUUAGAGACCUCCUGAGGAAGAGGUUGAAACUGAUCUUGCAUAUUUAGAGACUACUUUUGAAAAGGGAUUCCAUGGUCCCACUGAAGUUAACAAGAGUUAAGAUUAUGGAUGAACAAAGAGCCACUUUCCUCCAGGCUCAGCAGCCACAGUUCUGCUGAGGGUCAAGAAGGUGCAGCUUGUGUAGGUGAGAUACAAAAUCAGCACCUUGUACAUGUGUUCCUGGAAAGAGGCACAAUGAAGCUGAUCUUUUGAAAAAAACACUCAAAGCAAUAUUUCUUUCCUAUGACAGAAAAAUGUUUAAGUAUCUUGAUUUUUUUCACUUGUUUGCUCUUGCCAAGUCUCAGUAGCUUUGCCUGUGGGUUUGCUCUGGAUUUAGUAGCAUGUUGGAGCCCUGGCUGGGACCCCUGCCCAGGUCGUUCAGGUCCUGCAUCCCUUUCUGACUGUGCAUUAACAAGGCAUCUGGCACCACACGGAAAGUUCAUCUCUUUGAAAUCCUGGCACUUCCUAACCUUCCUAGUAGGCUCAUCUCAGCAGAAGGAGCUCUCACCAUCUCCUCCCCUCCGUCCAAAGCACAAUGGUCUGCAGAAGAGGUCGGGUGACCUGGAGGGAUCGUGCCUUACACGCAGGGAUGCUCGAUGUCUUCAGCAGGCUGACCUGAGUCACCUUGCUAUGAAACACUGUCUUAAUGUGGACUGUGAAGCUUCCUGCAGCAAGAAGCAGUUGUUGUCACAGGGAUAGAUCCAACAGGUUUAUUUCAUCUUUUUUAAAGAACUUCAUGGGUUUGAGUUUGGUGGGGUGAGGAAAUAUCAGCUCUUAAGGGAUAGACGAAUUCUCAUCGUUGAAUUUCUCCUCUUGGGGAAGAAGGACAGAAGUUACAGAUGCUGCAGUCUGCUUCUCUCUCUAUAAAAGGGAUCUUGUAUGUACAGUAUUUUUAUAUCUCUGCAUUCCCACCUAUCAGGAUUUGAAUUGGGAUUGAUAACAUUCUCUACUUAUGGAAAAAAAUGGGUUGUUAUUUUUACAGUGCUAAACAUCUGUGUGUUUAUUUUGUGCCAAAUUACAGCCACUGUUACAUUCUAGUGUUUUCAUUCAGUUUAUUGCUGUUCAUCAAUGUGUAUAUUAUAUAUUUUUAUUAUCAAGUUUUUAUUUUAAUUCAUAUUACCUGUAUGCAAACUAACUGUGGAUUGCUAAUUUAUAUAUAUAUAUAUAAAGGGGAGCACUUGGAGACAGUGUGAGGAUUCCCCUACUUAGUUUACACUCUUGUAAUUGAGCACAGCCAGUCCAUGAAACUCACUGCUUGCUUCCCAGAGCAAUCUGCUGUGUUUGUCCCCUGAGCAGAUGGCUCCUGCUGUCCCUCCUGGCAGCACUGGCACUGCAGGAGUGUGUGGGGUGCAAUAGGAACUGGAGCACAGCUCCCAGCACGGCCUGACGGGUGCUUGAGCUCGGUGCUGUCCUGUGCCAGGGUGGGUGCUGCAGCAGGAAUGCCCAGCAGGGUGGUGGUGUCUGAGGUUUGCUCUUUACCUGUCCCCAGCCAGGGGACAGGUGAUUUUGCUCCACUCUCCCAAGGUGUUCAGGGCUUAGUUUUGCAGUUGCUUUGGGAGGUGGGUGUGGGACACAGUUCCUCGCAUGGAGCACACCAUGGGCAUCUUCUUUUUGUUUCAGAGGACAGGCAUAAACCUGGAGAGGUCCCAGUUUGCUGCACUCCAGCACAUUCGUGGCUGUGCAGCUGGGGCAGUACUGGCUGUGCUGCACACAGGUGCCACUUGGACUGCCCUGCUCAGGACAGGUGCUGGGACAUGGGUUUCAUGUUCAGGAGCUGCCCAAGCCUCAGCUUCUGGGCUGGAAAUACUAUCAGCCACCUCCUCCCCAUCAGCAGCACAGGGCAAGGCUUAGCUAGGCAGUUUGGGCUCUUCAGGAGAGUCCCAGAGAGGACAGUGGCACACACAAAUGACUAUUUUCUACUUCAUGGUAAACAAGUUCCACUGUAUCAGUGUUCACUCUAAGUAGACUCCAUGGUCUGUCUCCAGCUGCAUCUGUGCACUGCAAUAUAGUUAAUUGCCUCGGAUAAAUAACCACAGUUGUCUCAUUUAGCUCUUCAGGGUAAACUUUCAGCUGGUUGAAUCUAAAUAUUAGCCAUGCAAUGAGCUGGAUUAGUCAGAAGGCUUAAAUUCCUCAGAGCUGCAAGUGUAUCCUGCAUUGUAACAGCUAAUCCUUAAAUAUGAAUUGCACACUGACAAUAAUCUUGUCUAUGCAAGCCUAUUCUUGGUUUUAUUUUGACUGUUCACUCUAUAAUUUUACCAGGUUUGGCAUAGAACUUCUGAAUGACAUUUAACCAAAGUAUCAUGUCUGUGUGUGUGUAUAGCAUGUUUUGCUUCAUACUCCUGAAUUGUCCUGAAUGUAAAGGGAUCAUUGCCUUUCCCCAUUUUGUUCAAUAAAUCACCGUAUUUUGUUAUUCGCCACUUCCUUCUGUCCCUCCGUGUGCUUUUCUGGAAACCUAAGUGGGUUACACAAGAGCAGGGGAAAGUAAGACUUUGUUCCACCCUUUGUUCCUGAAACUUAGCUGCUUCUACCAACAAUUAUGUUCUUCCACUGUAAUAGAUGUAGCAAACAAACAAAUUUGUAUUUAAUUUGAUUAUUUUGUUGACAGACAUGGAAAAAAGGCUAUGUAAUAUCUUGGAAAAGAUCUGGACUGUUUGAUUUCCUGAGACUGUGAUACGGAAAAAUAAAGCAGUAUGAUUAUUUGCAAG